CGGUAUUGAGGUUGACCCGUUAUCUUAGGCGGGUUGAAGAAGACUAGAUAAACCGGUUUUGCCUAGUCUAAAAUCGGAGGGCGAAACCCCUCGAGCCGUCUUAUAACGGCAAGAAAGGCCUUUGGCAAGACGUCUUGACUUGAAGAUCUGCUGGGCUUGUCGUUCGCAACGCCACAUACACCGGAACCAUGAGUAAGUUGAUGUGGCAGAGCACAAGCUUUAACUGUGGCAACUGUGACAACAGUCUGACUGGACACCGCUACGUCAACCGCGAGUCCAACCACUACUGCUUGAAAUGUUACGAGAAGCUGUUCGCCUUCCCCUGCGAGCACUGCCACAAGAAGAUCGGCACUGACGUGAAGGAUCUUUCCUUUAACAACAAACAUUGGCACGAUGUUUGCUUCAACUGCUCCAAGUGCAUGAAGUCACUGGUGGACCAACAGUUCACCCAGAAGGGUGACAAGAUCUACUGUGCCCAGUGCCACAAGGAGACCUUCCUGGGAAAGUGUGAUGGAUGCAGGCAGCACUUCGACCCUGGUGACAAGAAGAUGGAGUAUAAGGGCCAGAACUGGCACGAGCGCUGUUUCACCUGUGUCCAGUGCAGGAAGCCCGUCGGCACCAACAGCUUCGUCCCGAAGGACGACGGCGUCAUCUGCCAGGUCUGCUACGAGGAUCGCUUCGCCAAGAAGUGCGACAAAUGCAAGAGGGUGAUUGCGCAUGGUGGCAUCACCUACAAGGACACUCCGUUCCACAAGGAGUGUUUCCUGUGCACCCACUGCAAGAAGGAGCUGGCUGGAGACCGCUUCACCUCCAAGGACCACAGCCCCUACUGCAUCGAGUGCUACGGAGACCUCUUCGCCAAGAAGUGCGCCCACUGCCGCAAGCCCAUCACUGGUCAUGGUGGAACCAAGUUCGUGUCUUUCGAGGACCAGAGCUGGCACAGCGACUGUUUCAACUGUUCCGGGUGCCGUACCUCUCUGGUGGGGAAGGGUUUCACGGCCGAGGAAGGACGCAUCCUCUGUCCGGACUGCACCAACCGCGAGGCCCAACGUUAAAGGACUCACCGAUUGCUACGUACCCUGUGGUUAGACAGAAUGGGGUAGCUCGCAAUCUGUUUUUUCGGGGAUCCAAGGCAGUCAGCCCGCCGAUCUCACAUUAGCGCUCUGGGGAGUUUAAGCCCAAAGGAGUUAAAGGUAGGUAGACUUUGUUCGGGCUAAAACUCCCCGGAGCGCUAAUAGGAAAUCGGCGGGAUGAAUUUCUUGAGACACCGAAUAAACUGCCCUAGCUUCCCGAUCUAGCUGGCCUCAUGGGAAAAUAUACGCAUCCUGGAAAAAAUGUAAUCUCCAAGCAGAUAUUGGGAGGCACAAUUGUUACUGUUUUAACUGUGGUACAUUUCUGUCUCCCUAAGGAGACUUUGUUACAGCUACUAACACAAUGAAAAACGUUACAAUUUUUACUCCAAACAUCUGCUUGGGGAUGAAAAACAGAGAACUCCAGGUAACGCAAGGGAUAAGUGAAAACGUUACCAUGACAACGUGUCAGAACGCAUAACGCAUGCGCGUCGUGAUGGUAAGGUUUUGUUUACCCUUUGCGUUACCCAUGAUUCCACGAUCCUUAAAAAGGUCUAUUGGCAACCAACAUUCUUACAGUUGAAACAUCAUUACAUAAUGCAGUAUGGUCAGCGUUGGCAUUAUCUAGGUACAGUAGACUUGUGAUAUCAUUAAUAUUGUGGCUAUAUGAUAGAUAGAUGAUCGUACGUUAUUCAUUGCUAAAGAUAUGAGCCUUUGCUGUGACAGAUUUUACAAAAAAAUUUGAAUCAAAUUCAGCUAGGAACUAGUAAAGGUUGCAGAGAUUUGAUAUCAGCUCUAGUACAAGAAUAUUAGAAUCAUUGUUUUCAUGUAAAAGAAUGCAGGCAAAGGCAUUAGAAUCAGAUAUCAACUUACAUUUAUUUCGCUUGACAAUAUGGUAAGACAGCGAUGCAAGUACAGUGGCUAAUAGAUUCAGAAAAAUAAUAGUUUUUUUGCAAAGAAAAUUGAUAUGACACUUCAAUCGCAAACGUACAAUGCAAAUAUGUUACGUACAGUAGAAAGCGAAAAGCAAUUGCUAGAAUGCUUAUCGAUUAUGAUGAGUUGAUAUACUGUUGAUGCUUGGUAUAACUGUAGCAUUUAACCAACAAUGAUGACGUAGAAUAUUGUAUAGUUACCGUGACAACAGUUAUAAAAUUAGAUUAUGAUAGAACAUUAAGUUUAAGUAUUACACUAGUACUUACAUGUUGCAGUUUGGUGCUAUGCUGGAAUUCGUCAUCAGCUUUUGCAAGGAAGAUAAUAAAAUGGAUUAAAGGGGUA
This is a messenger RNA of Branchiostoma floridae (Florida lancelet), 2345 nucleotides long. RefSeq names its product four and a half LIM domains protein 2-like. The record is from RefSeq and is a predicted model, not a curated record. Gene Ontology annotation, cellular component: Z disc; nucleus. NCBI's taxonomy places the organism in Eukaryota, Metazoa, Chordata, Leptocardii, Amphioxiformes, Branchiostomatidae. The transcript is spliced from 6 exons. Bases 189 to 1055 code for a protein of 288 amino acids. Gene Ontology annotation, molecular function: transcription coregulator activity.